UUCAGUUUACUCAAGUUAAAGUCAAUCGAUCUUCGUUUGUUAAAACAAUUAACAAAAUGCAGUUAACGACUUUGUUCUUAUACCUGAUGGUUGUAGCAAGUUUACUCUUGUUCAGUGCACCAGUAGCUGAAUCCACCUUCUUAUUCUUUGCCUGUUUACGUAGAUCACCACUUUGUCCAUUCCGUACAACAACAACUACUACAACAACAACUACAUAGAUAUUUUUGGUUUAAAACAAUUAUUGUCUAAAAUGAAAUAAAUAUAUAUUAAUUACAGCAAAUCAAAA
Messenger RNA from Lucilia cuprina (Australian sheep blowfly), 286 nucleotides. RefSeq lists its product as uncharacterized. Lineage: Eukaryota; Metazoa; Arthropoda; Insecta; Diptera; Calliphoridae. The record is from RefSeq and is a predicted model, not a curated record. Bases 57 to 218 code for a protein of 53 amino acids. The transcript has a single exon.